GAGAUGCGGGACCCGGUGUCAGGCCUAGGUCGAGCCGUCUGACGCGAGCCCCGAAUCGUCCGUCCGUCGCAGUCGGCGCAAGCAGAGAGCGGCGGAAGGAAGGAAGGGGAACCAAGGAGCGCAAGCAAGAGGCGGCGAGGCGGAGGAGGAUGGGGUUCAUGCUGCGGGUGAGGCUGGCCUCCUUCUUCGCGGGCGCGGCCGCCGCGGCGGCGGGCGGCGGCUACUUCCUCUACAAGGACUACAAGCUCGCCCACGACUCCACGGCCCUCCAGGUGAAAGGUCUGCAUGACCACGUGGACGCCCGUUACAAGGCUCUCGACAAGCGGCUUGCAGCUUUGGAGGCCCAGAAAAGCGUCGACUCCUCUCCGGCUGUGGACGCGCCAUCGGGCUAGUCGUCCGUCUGUCCAUCACGAGGCUUGACAAGUGGAUGAUUCUAAGUCUGUUUACUUUAACAUGCGCGCGCUAUCUGCUUCUCCUUUGAAGGCAAGGGGCCUGUGACUGACAGCGAAAUAAUAUAGCGAACGGUUUUUGUUUUGUUGUGUGGGCAAGAAGAAGCUCCUUUUGUUGCUUGAGGGGAUGCAUCAGACCUUUGCACACCAUUUUGCACUUGCUGUCGCUUAUCCUGGGGAUUCAACCCGAACCCUUUAUCGA
Messenger RNA from Aegilops tauschii subsp. strangulata, 651 nucleotides. RefSeq lists its product as uncharacterized. The record is from RefSeq and is a predicted model, not a curated record. Lineage: Eukaryota; Viridiplantae; Streptophyta; Magnoliopsida; Poales; Poaceae.